UGACAAGGAAUCUGGUCUCAAAUUCUCGGGUACUUUUUGAAGUACUCCGUAUUAUUUAACCGCUAAUAAUUUUCCCGUGCUGGGGCGCCGGUCUUAUUUUGUUCUUCACAUCUCCAUAGUCCACCUGCAGUCAUUACUAGUUCUGGGCAAUCCCCGGAUGGACGGAUCCACCCCGGAGGAAACCCGCCAAACGCACCACUCCUGCGAACUUCAAUAGUUUUACUCAAGAAGGCUGAAAAUGACUGAUUCUAGAGAAGAAUCUCCAGACUGGCUUCGAUCUUUUCAGGCACCUACUCUAACAGCUCUGUCUUCGGGGUCACCGUCUCCAUUAAGUGAUGACCUUGUUAGUGGUGGUGGUGGUGAUGAUGAUGAUGAUGAUGAUGGAGUGAGUCUCGGGAAACUGUUUUCCAUAGAGGAAUCUGUUAAAGUUAAGACUAAAAACUAUCUCAAUGGGGAUAAGUUAUUAAGCAAGACGCCUUCUAAAGACAAGCUUCCCAAUAAGAAGGAAAUGGAGCAUAUACAAGGAGGAAAGAGAAAAAGAGAGAGUCAGCCUAAAAAUGAAAGUGGCGAUGGCGAUGAUUUUAAGGUUUUUACCAAGAGAAAAGCUACAAAAGUGCCUGUUUCUGUUGAGGAACCUAAGCCUCCACCCUUGAAUCUUUCCUCCGACUCUGAGUCUUGUCCUGAUACGAGUCCUGUAAGAAAGGGUAAUAUCCUUGACAAAGAAUUGCAUGCACAUAAUGAAGUUCAAGACAUGAAGUCUGAAGCAACAAAAGAUCUAGUAUUCCUUGACAGUGAUGAAGAAUCUGCACCCACCAAGGAUUUGAAGCUGCAGUCUUCAAAAAAACAAAUAGGAAAAGAAAACCGCACACCAAAGAAGAAAGUAGAAAGUGAGAAAAAUGUUGAUGUUGGAAAUAAAGGGAGCAUGGAUACAAAUGAGGAAGAUAUUCUGGAGAAGCAUAAUGGACCACAUGUGUCAUCUUCAAGGAUCCCUUUGUUACUUCCUGAGAAAGUACAAAGGACAAAGGCACUUGUGGAGUGUGAUGGUGAUUCCAUAGAUUUGAGUGGUGAUGUUGGUGCUGUUGGACGAGUAGUGAUUUCAGAUAAUCCCUCUAGAAACAAUGAAAUGCUUUUGGAUCUGAAAGGAACUAUUUACAGAACAACAAUAGUACCUUCCCGGACAUUCUGUGUGGUAAGCUUUGGUCAAUCAGAAGCAAAGAUCGAAGCCAUCAUGAAUGAUUUCAUCCAAUUGACGCCUCUAUCUAAUGUUCAUAAUGCUGAAACAAUGGUCGAAGGAACUCUUGAUGGGUAUUCAUUUGAUUCGGAUGAGGAGGUUGACAAUUUGCCAAAAAAGGCUGGUGAAGAUAAACAAAAUGAAGCCACUGAGGAUGAAAAGAAGGGAAAAACAAAACGAAAAGCCAAAAAACCAGUGGCGGCUGAACAAAAAAAGGGAAAAGCUGGAGGGGGCAAGCUACCAAAAAAAUUGAAAAAGAAACCACAAGUUACAAAGAAAAACAAGAAAAAGUGAGAGGAUGUUUUAACCUUAGUGCAUACAAUGUUACAUGUAUAUAUUCUUCUGAUCUUCUCAUAUAUAGUUAUAUGAAUCCAUAUAUUCUAUUUAGUAAGCUUCCUUCGUUUCACAUGUAUUUCUUCAACCUUACAUAGCGUGAUGGGUUUUUUUAUAGUUCUGGGAGAGGUUUGAAAGAAACAAGACCUGUGUUUUAAGCAAACUUAUUACAUACGAUUAUACUCUACAUCAUUGUAACUGUGUUGGAUUUCAUGAAAUGACCUUUCAGUUUAUGAUCGGUUCGUGUUGG
Molecule: messenger RNA, 1814 nt
Organism: Cuscuta epithymum
Lineage: Eukaryota; Viridiplantae; Streptophyta; Magnoliopsida; Solanales; Convolvulaceae
Source: the annotation of a GenBank genome assembly